AUGCGGGGCGGCGCGGUGCUGUGUGUGCUGCUGCUAUCGCUGGCCUGGCUGAGCCCGGCAUGGGGGGCUGAGGGUGGGGAGGAGGAUGGGGAAGUGGUGGGGGGGGAGGAGGAGGAGGAGGAUGAAGAGGAUGAGGUGCUCUCGGAUGAGCUGGAGGAGGAGGACGGCGUCCUGGUGCUCCAUGAGCACAACUUUGCUCGUGCCCUGCGUGAGCACCGGCUGCUGCUGGUGGAGUUCUACGCUCCGUGGUGCGGGCACUGCCGCCGUUUGGCCCCUGAGUUCGCCCGUGCGGCCGCAUUGCUGAGGAACGGAUCGGAGGCGGGACGGCUGGGCAAGGUGGAUGCCGUGGCACAGACAGCCCUGAGCGCCGAGUUCCACAUCGAUGCCUUCCCCACGCUCAAACUCUUCCGCGAUGGCAAUCGCACCCACCCCGUGGCAUACAGCGGCCGCAUGGAUGCUGAAGGCAUGGUGCUCUGGAUGCAGCGCCGGGCCGGGCCCAGCGCCACGCUGCUGCACGACGCCGCCACCGCAGCCGCCUUCAUCAGCGCGCAGGACGUCGCCGUGGUGGGCUUCUUCAAGGACCUGCAUGGCGAGGCAGCGCGGGCGUUCCACGAGGUGGCCGCAGAGAUGGAGGAUCUGGUGUUCGGUGUGACCAAGGAGGAUGAGCUGUUCGAGGUGUACGGGCUGUCAGCAGACACCGUCUGCCUCUUCAAGAAGUUUGAUGAGGGGCGGACAGAUUUCCCCGUGGAUCCGGAGCAGGGCCUGGACGUGGCCAAGCUGAAGCGGCAGCUCGUUGUGCACAGCCUGAAGUUGGUGAUGGACUUCUCCAAUGAGACUUCCAGCCAGAUCUUUGGGGCCAAGAUCCCCCACCACAUGCUGCUCUUCCUCAACACCUCUGUAGAAGAGCAGCAGGCGCUGCGGGAUGAGUUCCGUGUGGCCGCCAGCACCUUCCGGGGAGAGGUGCUCUUCGUGGUGGUGGAUGUGAAUGGGUACGGUGCCACCGUUCUGUCCUUCUUCGGCCUGACGCCCAGCGAUGCGCCCACACUGCGCUGCAUCAAGAUGGAGAACAACCGCAAGUACCGCAUGGAGGUGGACGCCUUCUCAGCCACGGCCGUGCGUGACUUUGUGCAGGAGGUGCUGGAUGGCAAGGUGAAGCCCCAGCUGCUGAGUGCAGAGCCCCCUGAGGACUGGAACACGCGGCCGGUUAAAGUGCUCGUGGGGAAGACCUUUGAGCAGGUAGCAUUUGAUGAGACCAAGAACGUCUUUGUGAAGUUCUAUGCACCAUGGUGCACCCACUGCCAGGAGAUGGCAGCUGCCUGGGAGGAGCUGGGCGAGCGCUACAAGGACCACGAGGACAUUAUCAUUGCCGAGAUGGAUGCCACGGCCAACGAGCUGGAGAACAUCAGCAUCAGCGGAUACCCAACACUGCAUUACUUCCCUGCUGGGCCGGGCAGGAAGAUGGUCGAAUAUAGGAGCACCAGAGACGUGGAGACCUUCUCCAAGUUCCUGGAAAAUGGAGGGAAGCUGCCGGAGGAGCCACCCACAGUGUCCAAGGCCCCGGAGAACAGCACAGAGUCACCGAGCCCAUCUGGCACAGCCGAAGCCCGGGAGGAGCUGUGAGCCCUGUCCUGCUG
Molecule: messenger RNA, 1634 nt
Organism: Centrocercus urophasianus (Greater sage-grouse)
Lineage: Eukaryota; Metazoa; Chordata; Aves; Galliformes; Phasianidae
Gene: PDIA2
Product: protein disulfide isomerase family A member 2
Exons: 11
Coding region: 1-1620 (539 amino acids)
Biological process (GO): protein folding; response to endoplasmic reticulum stress
Cellular component (GO): endoplasmic reticulum
Molecular function (GO): protein disulfide isomerase activity
Source: RefSeq, a predicted model, not a curated record